Molecule: messenger RNA, 674 nt
Organism: Bactrocera oleae (olive fruit fly)
Lineage: Eukaryota; Metazoa; Arthropoda; Insecta; Diptera; Tephritidae
Source: RefSeq, a predicted model, not a curated record
AUGGAGUUGCGUUUCAUCAGAACAACGCCAGGCCACACACGUACGGGACUCGUAAGAAGCUGUGAGAUUCUUACGCGUCCGCUAUAUAAUCCGGACCUGGCACGAAGUAAUUUCUAUCUGUUCCUGGCUAUGGCGUUAGAUUUUGUUGGUGCAAAAUUCACCGCAAGGGAAGCUUGUACACCAAUCUCCGACGAUAAGCCCUUUCCUUUGGUCGUACGCGUGCUUAACUGUGAGAUACCUCUCUGCGAUGUUAUUAAGGGCACUGUAAUGAUAUUCGAAAUCGAUUUUUUCGUGAUGAAAUAUGUAACGAAAUUGACCACUUUAUUGAAGGCUACCACCUUGGGCAUAACAGUACCGUAUGAAUUGCCCAAUGAUGUACGUGAUGUCUGUUCGAAUCUUUUGCACGAAGACUACACUCUUCCACUUUACACUACCGAAGACAUGACGUAUCUCUUCUCAUUCUGCAUUGGUAAUUAUCUCGAGAUCAGUGUUAAAGUGGAAUAAUAUUAAAGUGAAAAAGGCGUCCAGGAGUAAUACUACAGUAUUUGAAAUAAACUGUUAAGUACUUGAAUAUGACUUACGCUUUAUAUGUGAAAUGAAAUGAAUAACUUGAAAUGUGUGCAUUUUAAAAUAUAUCAAACACUUAAAAGAUGUGAAUUAGACAAAAUACAACU